Molecule: messenger RNA, 699 nt
Organism: Paramuricea clavata
Lineage: Eukaryota; Metazoa; Cnidaria; Anthozoa; Malacalcyonacea; Plexauridae
Source: the annotation of a GenBank genome assembly
AUGAAGAAACUCAAUGCUAAAGCAACACGUCUCCGACAGCAAGGCAUGGGUAAACGUCCCAACAAAACAGAAAAACUCAACCACAGCGAAGAGGAAUUGCUGUGGGAAAACGGUUCACUCGGAAAUCAUUCGCCAGUCGCGUUGACAAAUGCCAAUGUCAAGUGUCUUUCGGAGCAAAUGGGUUUGCGAGGACGACAGGACUACUGCGACGCAUAUGUGGAAGAGUUUAUCCUUCGUGAGCACGACGAUGGCUUGGAAUCUAUUGUAUUCAAUGAAAAUUCCACCAAAACACAAAGCGGAGGCCUUCGAGUCGCAAAAAGAACCACGAGGCAAGUUAUGUGGAGCACUGAUGGCGGCCCUCGAGACCCAGUAAAGCUUUUCAAGUUGUGGCUCUCCAAACGCCCUCAGCCGAUGCGAAACCAAGGCCCUCUGUAUCUGACAAUAAUCCAACGUCCAAAAAAUGACGAUGUUUGGUAUACCAAGGUACGAAUGGGCCAGAACACAAUUGGCAAAGUAAUGCCAAGAAUGACUGCGUCGCUCGAGAGCUCAACAGCGAAAAAGUUGACAAAUCACAGCAGGAGAAAAACAGUUAUACAAAAGCUGAAAUCUGCUGGACAACCACGGUAUAAGAUCAAGGAAAUUACCGGUCAUGCAUCAGAGGCAUAUCUAAAUGAUUACGACGUAAUCAGCGAGGAAUAA